Molecule: messenger RNA, 1209 nt
Organism: Prunus armeniaca (apricot)
Lineage: Eukaryota; Viridiplantae; Streptophyta; Magnoliopsida; Rosales; Rosaceae
Source: the annotation of a GenBank genome assembly
AUGACCAACUCAAGAAAAUUAGGUUCCACUCGAAGCCAAAAUCUUCUUGAAAUUAUUCACACAGAUAUCUGUGGCCCUUUUCCAGUUCCAACCAUAGAAGGUCAUAGGUAUUUCAUCACCUUCAUUGAUGAUUUCUCUAGGUUUUGUUACAUCUAUCUAAUCCAGAACAAGUCUAGUGCUUUUGAAGUUUUUAAAGUCUUCAAAACUGAAGUAGAAAAUCAAUUAGAAUUAAAGAUUAAAGUUUUAAGGUCAGAUAGGGGUGGAGAGUAUUAUGGCAAGUACGAUGAGCAAGGUAGGCAUCCUUCACCAUUGGCACGUUUUCUACAAGAUUGUGGAAUCAUUGCUCAAUACACAAACCCUGGAACACCUCAAGAGAAUGGAGUUUCAAAAAGAAGAAAUAGAACUUUAAAGGACAUGGUGAGAAGCAUGAUUGGCAACACUGAUCUUCCAAAAUUUUUGUGGGGUGAUGCAAUCAAAACUACAAAUUACAUUCUGAAUAGAUGUCCAAGCAAGUCAGUUCCUAAGACUCCUUUUGAGUUGUGGAAUAAGAGAAAACCUAGCCUUAAUCACUUACACGUUUGGGGUUGUAGAGCUGAAGCCAAAGUCUAUAAUCUUGAGCUUGCUAAACUUGAUCCAAAAACAGUGAGCUGCAGAUUUAUUGGAUAUGCUGACAGAUCAAAAGGUUUUCGAUUCUACUGUCCUAAUUACGUGAAUAGAGUUGUAGAGACAGGCAAGGCAAGGUUUAUAGAGCACGAUGACAAUGAAGGAGUUAACAAAGACUUUGUCUUUGAAGAAGAAGGAGAGAUAGGAGCUGAACCUGUAAAUGUCACAAAUCCAGUGUUGCCUUUACCAUUAAAUCAAAUGUCUUCUCAAAUUAAUGCAUCAACUGAACCUGUGAUUCAUGAUCAAGACAUGGAGGAUUUGAAUGGGGAAGAGAAUGAAGCUGAUUUUGACGGUAUUGAAUUUGAGGACCCAUCAAAUUAUAAACAUGCUAUGUCUAGUGAAUACUCUGAGAAGUGGAUUGAAGCCAUGCAAUCUGAGUUGGAAUCCAUGAAAAGCAACAAUGUUUGGGAGCUAGUUGAGCCAAGACAAGGAAUUAAACCGAUUGGUUGUAAGUGGGUGUUCAAAACCAAGAAAGAUUCUAAGGGUAACAUUGAGAGACACAAAGCAAGGUUAGCGGCCAAGGGGUUCACCAACAAGAAGGAGUAG